GACUAUGGCAACCGCUUGCCCAACAAUCGUUCCAGAAAGAAACAGUGUAAAUUUCUCGCUAAAUUAGAUUUCUAACGGCAAUAUGGUAUGAAUUGCUCGGUGGCAGGAUGUUUUCUCUGCUUAGUCGAGGAUAUGGCACAUAUGAUGGUAAAGCUAAAAAAGACACUCAAGAAACCCGGGAACACAAGGAAUACUUCUCCCUGGAGGAUCUUCAUUUACCACCAAUCAGAUCUAACUACCAGGCCCUGGCACAAAAAGAUACUGGUGAAUAUGACUCAGGACCAAGAUAUGAAAACAAGCCUUUUAAACUGCCAAAAGUAGAAGACACGAAGCAUAGUAUAAGAAAUGUUCCAAAAACAUACACCACUAGAAAAGGGGCAUUGCUUCUCUAUGCUGAGGAUUUCUUUCUACCAGGAUCUCCAAAACCAAGAAAGCGCAGACGGAAGUAUAAAAAGCAACAAACCAUGAAGCUUAAAACAAUUGGUGAUUUAAGAAAUUACAUAUUGGACUACAGGAAUGGGGGUGAUCCCCUUUUUCUUGCACUUCUUGAGAAGCGGAUGAGUGGCCACAAAGACCAGUCAGUAAGACCAGGCUUUUCACCAAAACGUUACAUUGCUACUCUUGGAAAUUCACUGGAAGAGGACACUUGGAAUCGUUUAGCAGCUACAGGAUCAUUUAAGGACCCAUCCUUGUUGACCUAUAUCCCACAAAGGACUCCCGAACAUGGUGAAGCUGUUUGUAGUCUUUUUUCAGGGAAACCACAGCCAUAUAGUACAAUGUCACUACCUCCUAUUUCUCCUUCAAGUUCAAUGCUUGAAAGCUCUUUUCAUUUUUAUAAGAAUGGAAUGUCAACCGGUGCUGCAUCAAUGAUCUCUUUAAACAGUGAAACUGAAGAAUAUGCACCAUCUUCAAGGGCUUUGAGUCCAGCAGAAUCACUGAAUGAUCGUCUGUCAGAGGUUGAGUUUCUACCCCAAAGAAAAGACCCAUAUAGUCAGUUAAAUUCCACUCAAAAAGAGAAUCUUUUAUCACAACUUUUGCUACAAAGAACUUUAGAGUCAAUGAAUUCUGAUUUGUCAGACCUCCAAGGAUGGGUAACCAAUUAUCCCGAAUCUGGAGGAGGAAUGGAAAAGGAUCCUGUCUCUGUGGUAACAAUAUCAAAAAGUAAAGCAAAACACAGAGGAAGCCUGAAAUCAGGCUCUUUGUCCUCAAUACCACGUUUGCCACCCAUACAGUCUGCAGGUGCUCGGCCUUCAACACCUGUUGAAUUGAAAGAAGAGUCACCGUUGCUGCAGAUAUCAAUGGAACAAACUAUUCACCAACAACCAGAUAUCACCACUGAAAAAGAUGAAACUGAUAACAUUCUUGAUCCUAGUUCUGUCCAUCUACAUUUAAGUUCAAUCUUGGUGGAUGAAAAUAUUCCUUUUGUUGAUCAGGGAGAUCUUCAGGGAAGAUCGCAAGGUGAUGGAGAUACAGUUAGUUAUUCUAAAGAAACUACAGCUGAUAUUGAGGAUGACAUGAAACAAGAAGAUCAAAGUGAGAAUGCCAGCCAAUCAGUGAUCAUGGGGAAAAGCAGUGAAGAAUCAGAUCGUCCUGGGAUUCAAAGAAGACCAAACAAAUGGAAAGAGAAUUCUGGCUGUGAAAAUUCAGUGGAAGAUCAAGUGAUGAUAAAAAGUGAUGACAUGAUUGCACUUGAUGACAUUGUGCUGAGUGAGGACACUACCUAUGAUGAUAAAAGGCAAAGUACUCAAGGAGAGGAGAUCAAACAUAAGCAGACAUUAGAAAAUGUGGACCAAAUGGAAGAACGUUCUGAAGAUGACAGUCAGCCACAGGUGCAGAAGAUAGAUAUGGCAGAAUUAGAUCAUACACAUACAAAAGCUGAUGAUGAGGAUGAAGGAAUUGGAAUUGAUGAAGGAAUGGUUGAUAUGAGUGAAAAAAUGGGAGUUGCUGAUGACAAUUUGGCAAUUACUGAGGAAGGCAUCCAGACCAGUCAGGAGAACACCUCAUUGCCACCAGCUGAACCUCCUCCCCCAAUAAGCUUGGAGGAACUUCAGGGGGAGGCUCGAACUGUGGCCAGUAAAGUUCUUAGUCGUCCACAAUCAGGAAUGGUGUUCAUGGAGGACAUAAAAGCUGCCAUUGCAAUGUGGGCUGAUCGCCUAACAAACCUUUUAGGACCCCCUCGACAAGCGGAACGUGUCAGCUCUGCUAACCAUCAAAGACAACAUUCAACACACCUGGCAGCAAAGGAAGGGUUACUUCGCCAUGCAAGGCAUCGCAAGAUGAGCAGGUCGGCAGGUCCAUCACCUGCAGCUCUACGGGAAGCGCUCAGGAUUUCUGGAGGUGAAGUGAUGGAAAUAGAGGUCCUAAAAAACUUGCCACCACUCCCCAAACGAUUGAGCAAGACCAGCCAGUCGCAGCCUCCUGGCCUAGAUACCAGUGUCCAUAAAUUCUACGAGAAACAUGGCUCCGCAUCAACCAAACGAUCUGGUUCGUCUAAUGCAGCUCAAUCGAUACCCUGGGAACGGGUUUCAAAUGCUGACGUGCAAGUUGACGUUUUUAGUUAUGCAACUAAAGACGAAGAGCCUAGCUUUCAUAGAGUUCAGUUUGAUGAGAUCGAUGACGAAGAAUCAGAUGACGAGGAUGAAGAAUUCAAAACAGCUUUGGAUGCUGUUGUAACAGAGGUGAAACAGGACUACACUUUGAUCGAAGCAAGGUCAAGAGUGGAAACUUCGUCCCCAAAGAAAGAGCAGAAGCCAUUUCAGUUUCCCCGUCCGGCAGAAUCUAAGCCGCCAGCUGGUCUCCAAAACAAACAAACACAAGGACAAGUCAAAGGGAAAGCCAAGUCAGUGCCCGCUAAGAAAAAACCUGUUGUGAAAAAAAGGGCAGGCAAGAAAUCAACAAAAGAACCAUCCAAAGCCUCAAAUAAAACUUCGAAAACAGGGAAAGGGAAAGGAGAGACACAGAAAAAAAAUCAUCAGGAAAAACAAGAAAAUCUUUCUGACGUAAAAGCGGCGGAAGGAGAGAAGACUGACCCUUUAAGAGUUGACUCGGAAACAGGUGAACAUGAACCGGCAACAUCACAAAGGACUGUUGUCUCGUCGGCUCUUUCUGGAGUUACCUCAUCUAGAGUUUCCUCUAAAGCUUCUGAUGGGUUAAGCGAAAAGAAAACUGCAGAUUCGCCGUCAGAAAGACACGAUACACCAGUUGUUGAGGUUCCUUUUCUGGCACCUAAACCUACUGAGCCUCAAAUUAUUCAGCCAGAACCGGAACCAGAAGUAGAGAGAACGCCUGAACCUGAGGAGCAAAAACCCUCUCAGGAGUCUAGAGCAGCUAGAAGGGCAGCGGAACGAGCGGCUGCCGCAGAAAGAAGACGCCAAGAGGUCGAACGUAAGAGAAGGGAGAGGGAAGAGGCCAAGAAAAGAGCAGCUGAGGAGGAGACUCGAUUACAGCAACUUAGGCUAGAGGCUGAAGAAGAAAUGAAGAAAAGGGAAGAAGAACUUAGGCGAAAACGAGAGGAAAAAGAAGAAGAAAAACGGCGGAAACAGGAAGAGGAGAUGGAGCAAGAGCGGCUAGCGAGCAUUAAAAUUGAAAGAGAACGUCGCGCGAAGGAAGACUGGAAAAAACGACAACAACAGGUACUAGCACAGAGAAAACUCGAAGAGGAAUUGCGUAAAGAACAAGAGAAAAUAGAGGCCGAACUUGAGGCUGCGCGGCUAAGGGAAGAAGAAGAGAGAAUUAAAGCUAUGGAGGAGUCAGAUAGGAUAGCAUUCCUGGAGAAAAUGCGUCAAGAAGAGGAGGAACUGAGAAGGCGACUGGAAGAGCAGAGAAGGAAGGAGGAGCGCGAAAGGAAGCUUCGAGAGGAAGAGAGAAAACAACGAGAAGACGCUCUGGCUUUACUACGGCAGAAGCAGCUACAAAGACAUUUGUUUAUCGCAGGAAUCCUCAAAGAAAGUCAUUACCUUUCAUUGUCCCAACGAUUAACCAAGGCCUUUACGUUUUCAUACUUUGAUCUUAUUCCAUGGAAUCAUUUGCAGCAUUUAAAACCUCCGCCUUCUCCAGUCCGAGACCUUCUUCACUCGGUUAGAGAAAAUAUCCCUCCAACCAUACUGGAAGAAGACGAAGUGACAGAAGAUUAGCAUAUGGAAAAUUAUCACUUCUCAGAAAUAGUCUUAAAAACAAAGAAAUUGGUUCAUAUGAAGAUAUUAAAAUUGAAUUUUGAA
This is a messenger RNA of Pocillopora verrucosa, 4217 nucleotides long. The record is from RefSeq and is a predicted model, not a curated record. Lineage: Eukaryota; Metazoa; Cnidaria; Anthozoa; Scleractinia; Pocilloporidae.